Messenger RNA from Rangifer tarandus platyrhynchus (Svalbard reindeer), 714 nucleotides. NCBI's taxonomy places the organism in Eukaryota, Metazoa, Chordata, Mammalia, Artiodactyla, Cervidae. The record is from the annotation of a GenBank genome assembly.
AUGAGGAGCCGGAAGCUGGCAGGUGGAGUGCGGUCCUCUGCGCGCCUCCGAGCCCGGAGCUGCUCAGCUGCGUCAGCCUCAGCCCAGGACACCCACGUUGCCACGUCUGCCCGGACAGCAUGUCAGACUCCCUCAUCACACAAAGCCACCGACAGGCGGACGUCCAAGAAGUUCAAGUAUGACAAAGGUCACCUUGUGAAGUCAGAACUCCAAAAACACGGGAGUGACAGCGCUGCCACGCCCUCCGAGAGCCCGGGUACACACGAAUCUUUGGCAUCGACCGAGGAUGGGGCAUCACUUCUGGGAAAGGAAGCUGGCGGCUCCGCUCCUCGGGGGACAGCUGGUCCCCUCCCGGGACGCUGCGGAACCGAGAGCAAUGCCAGCCCGGCAGAGACUGAGGACAAGCCACCCCCACCGCGACAUGGAGCCCCUGUGGGAGGAGAGUCCAAUGGUGGCUGCCCCGCUAGGGACGGGGCGGCGCUGGACCUGGAGCAGGGCCCCGCGGCCCCACUGCUCAUGGACGGCAGCGCCCUACUGGACGACGACAGCAACCAGCCAAUGCCUGUGAGCCGCUUCUUUGGAAACGUGGAGCUCAUGCAGGACCUCCCACCAGUGUCUUCAUCCUGCCCUUCCAUGAGCAGACGCGAAUUUCGGAAAAUGCAUUUCAGAGCCAAAGACGACGAUGAGGAUGACGCCGAUGAUGCGGAAACGUAG